Molecule: messenger RNA, 4489 nt
Organism: Lytechinus pictus (painted urchin)
Lineage: Eukaryota; Metazoa; Echinodermata; Echinoidea; Temnopleuroida; Toxopneustidae
Exons: 6
Coding region: 73-1062 (329 amino acids)
Biological process (GO): signal transduction
Source: RefSeq, a predicted model, not a curated record
AGAGAAUGUAAAAAAAAAUUCCAAUUUAAUCAACAGAUUCUAGAAGCUGGAGGGCUCCCUCUGUUGGUCAAGAUGCUAAAGGACAGGAGCACGGACACCCAAGAAGCUGCUGCCAAUACUAUAUGGAAUCUGGCCUUCUCGGAUGAAGGCCGUCAGAAGAUUGUUGAGAACGGAGAAUGUGUGAAGCUCCUGGAGUCGCUCACGCAAUCCCCGGAAUCAAACGUAUCAGACGCAGCAAAAGGGGCAUUAUGGGUAAUCACCAAGGGGCAGGCCAAGCAGGUGGAAAAUGACAAAACGGCUGAAGAAAUGCAAGGAGGGAUGGAAAGUUCUAAACAUAUCAUGAUCAGUUACCAAUGGGGAUCACAGCCGAUAGUUCUGAAGAUAAGAGAUAAUCUCCGAACUGCUGGCUACCAGGUAUGGCUUGAUGUUGAUCAUAUGCAUGGCUCUACACUGCAAGCAAUGGCAGAGGCUGUGGAGAAAUCAUAUAUAGUUCUUAUGUGCAUCUCGGAGCGGUACAAGGAGAGCCCAAAUUGCAGAACAGAGGCAGAAUACGCCUACCAGCUCAAAAAGAGGAUCAUUCCUGUGAUGAUGGAGGAGUACUAUCAACCGGACGGGUGGCUGGGUUUGAUACUGGGAUCCAAAUUCUACAUGGACUUCUCUGGAAGACUAGAUCAAGAAGAAGAGAUGGUCAAGCUCUUAAGAGAAGUGCAGACCCAUGCCCCUGGUACUGUAAAGGUUGCUGGUGCAAGUGAUCCUAAGAGCAGGACAGACGUAAAAAAAAUAAAACCUGUUGCUACACAGUUGUCUACGAAGUCAGAUACAACAUCAAAAGUCUUGGAUUGGUCAAAUGAACAGGUUCAGGACUGGCUUAAAGAUACAGGCCUUGAUAAAUGGAGAUCAUCACUGCAAGAAUGCGAUGGAACCUUCUUAUUCAGUCUUCAUAAGCUGCGAUUGGAAGCACCAGAGUUCUUCUACAGCUCCAUCCAAGAUGAUCAGUGUCUUCAAAAGUUGUCAGAAAUUUUCAGGUUUACCAAAGCUCUUGAGACGGUGAUCAACGAAUGAAUUUAGACAAGUUAAAAGUAUCAUGCCCCAUAUUUUACCAGGUCUUUCACUGUAUAGGGAGAGCUUCCAGAUUUUAUAAGUCACAUAGUUUCUAGAAAGUCAGUCAUGUAGAAGAUAUGCACUGCCACUCAUAUUUUAACACAACACAUAUCAUUGGGUGACAUUUAUUUAAGCCUUUUCUCAAAAGUUGUGAAAAUAGACAUGUUAAUUGAAAUACACAUAGUAAGGAUCCUCCUAGAAUAUGUGUAUCAUCUACAGUGCCAUAAUUAUUUUAGUUAAAGCUGCUAAUAUGACGUUACACUUGUUGUGAAUCAUCAUCAUGUAGUAUGCUUUAAUUCAAUAGAUGGUACCCGGUAGGAAGAAAUUCCUUGAAUGCUUUGAGCGCCUAGGCAGCCCAGCUAAAGCCGGGGAAAUAAUAAUAGCAGGGCCCGCUGGGAGAACAGUUUUCAGAACUGAAGCGGCUUCCCUGGGUAAAUAUACCUAUAUUAUUAUUAUUAUUAUUAUUAUGGCUCUGUUAUUUACUUCUCAGUAGCCAUUCAACUCGAAAAGCUUUCUUUGAAAUACCCCACUGCCAAUAAAAAUUGUUCCCAGAAAAUACUUCUGCCCUUGAUAUAUGUGAUCAAGGUAAAUUUGGUUCCUCAUGUUGUUUUGCCAUGGUUUAAUUGAAUAGAAGUGCCAUGUACAUGUAACUAUUUACUUUAUAUUCAGAUUCAAUUGUCCCCAUAUUCUGUGAACAAAUCAUUAUAUAUAUUUCAGGUUAAGCAAUGUUCAGGGAAAGUAUAAGGCUUUAAUUUGGAAAUGAUUUUUUUUAGGGGCAAAUGCAAUAUCUGGUAAAACUGUUUACUAUUAAAGAGCUGCCAAGUGGUACUGAUUUUCAGUAUUAAGUACUGAAAAAUGAGAAGAAUACUGAUGGUUUUGUGCAACACACUGAUUUCUAAAGUUUCAAUUUUCUGAGAGCGAAGUUGGCUUAGUCGGUAAACGUCUGCCUGUUGAACCAAAGUUUGUGGGUCUGAGUCCACCCCUGGCGGAUGACUGAAGCCAGUGCAUUGUGUGUAAACGUCUACCCCCUGUUCCAUAGAUGCAGGCUAUGUUACAGUGGAAAACACUCUGUCCCUUGGAUAGGAUGUUAAAUGGAGGCCCCAUGUUGAGGAGAGUCACCACCUUUGCACGUUAAGAACCCACUGCACUAUUUGUAUAAGAGUAGGGGAGAAACCCCAGUGUAGUGGUCCACCUGCACUCUCCCAAUCAGUUAUAUCGGGAGGAGAGACCUGCGGGUCACAGUGAUUCAGUUCACUCUCGCCUCCCAGGCACAGGUGACGCCAAACAAAUAAAAAUAAUAAUUUUAUGUGUUGUUUGAUGUUAUUUCUAUGAAAAUACUGAUUUCCUCAUCUAAAUAUUGAUUUUCAACAUUUAAAAUACUGAAACGUUCUUGUUCAGGUAGCUUUGCUAACAUGUAAUGCCUCCUUGCGAAAUCUUGCCAGUGCCUAGCAUUUUCCCGUAUCCAGGCUGAAUUGGACAAGCAACCUGGUGCGCAUAUAUCUAUGACUCUUGUCUUUCAAGUGGAGCAUGAUGGGUUCAAAUCCCAGCAACGAUGUGUUUUUCUUCAGCUAAAAAUUUAUCCAGAUAGUGCUGCACUCGACUUGGUUAAGGUGAAUGGAUAGCUGGUAGUAACAAUUCUUUUGAGUGCACUGAGUGUUAAUGAUAAAGUAGUAGCUCAAGCCAGGGUGAUAAUGAAUACUCCUUGUAUCCUCUGGCAAAAAGCACUGUAUAAAUCCAGCUAUUAUUGUAAUCAUUAUCAUUUUGAUAUUUGAGUGCACCCAAAUCACAUGAAAAAUGUUAGUGAUUUGCUUGUUAUAAGCAAUUAAUGUUUAUUUUUUCUUUAGUUUGUAUAUCUAUGAGUUGAGGUAUGUGUUUAUAAAUGGAGAAACCAUCAACUUCAAUGUUUACAGAAAACAAACAAAUUUUAAUUAAAAAUUAUUUUAUGCAAUGAGGCCUUCAUCAGAAGAUGAAUUAUAAAAUUCCUAGGUUUUCUUUUCAUUCAAAAAAUGAAAAUUUAAUAUUAUGUUCUUUUUUAUAGUUAUGUCAAUUAUUGAGCUUUCUAAAGUAACUGUUGGUUAUGAUUGAAUUUACAAAUGAUUUUAACAGAAAUAUACAUGAUUUUAUCCAUACCUGUUUUAUCAUUAUUCCAAAGAAAAAGUACCGUACCUCACUUGAAGUUGAUCCACUCGUUUUUGUUUGCCGGAUUUGACAGUGCAUCUGUGUAACUGCAGAAUAAAGAGAAAUAGAUUGACAAAGAUUUCUUUUUAAUGAAAUUGGAUACCCAGUACAUGAAUUAUGAACAUAUGAAAUUUCAAAAUUGGUCAAUGGAGUAUAAAGAUUUGCUGAUAAAUUCCCUUUGGCAAUUCUACUUUCUACUUGAAUCGAUUAUAAGUGCAGAAAUAGAAGUAUUGGGUGGUGUUUUAUAGCUAUGGUUUAGUUAUUUUUUUACUUUUAUGAGGUGCCGUUGUCAGCCUUUUCACCAAGUAAAAAUUUGUAUACUUGUGUCAUGAAAUGAAGCUAGAUUGAUUCUCCACUGCACCCAGUUGAAAUUUAUGCCUUCGCCAUUGCCAGAUACGAACUAUAAUGCAUUCUUUAUUUAUUUAAUAUUGUCAAAACUGACAAAUUAAUUUAUCCACAUUGAUAAUCUAGAGGUGAAAUUAUUGCAUGAUGAAGUCAUUCCCAAAAGUAGAUAUCAUAGUCAUUCCUAUAUGCUUGCAUUCAUAUACCAAGUUUGAAGUUAGUCCUUUAAACAGUUUUGAAUUUGUCACAAAAAUUACAUAUUUGCAGGUCUGAUGUUUCUAUCAUUGAAUUGAUUAUUAUGUAUGAUCCUUUAUAUGUAUUACCCCUAAUCAGUUACUAAGCUUAAUAUUUUAUUUGGGUUUUUUCUGAGUAAUUUUUUUUUUUAUGUUUAAAUGUCUUGAAGAGCAUUUUCAAACAUUUUGAUGUCAGAUAUGCCCUUUUUUAAGACCAAAGUCUGAAUUCAGAUUUUUAAAAUUUUAUUUUGAGCCAUAGAAAAUAUGUUUUUGGUGUGUGAAAUAGCUCAUUCUAGAUGAUAUACACUUUUUGUUUUUGUAUCAAUUUAAGUAGCAUCCCUGUGGGGUAUAGGAAUAUAUUUAUUUUUCUACAUUUGUAUCAUAUAAUUGCAAUUGAGCACAAUUUUCUAAUAACAAACUGAAAAUCAAGUCUUAUUUUUAUAUCAGCAUAUACUUACCUCUUUCUUUUCAAGAUGGACUUUUUCAAAGAUUUAAUAUCAGAUGUGUAUACUGUAUUUAGACAAUUUUAUAGAAGAUAAUUUUAUAGUGAUGUUUUGUAAAUCAAAUUUUAUAUUUUCACAAUCAACACAUCAUGAGCGGGUUUUGUAUGCAAUAAAAGUCCAAUACCAUCAUUU